Messenger RNA from Clonostachys rhizophaga, 1638 nucleotides. Lineage: Eukaryota; Fungi; Ascomycota; Sordariomycetes; Hypocreales; Bionectriaceae. The record is from the annotation of a GenBank genome assembly.
AUGGGAGAUAGAGUUUCUCGAGCAGAGGCGCAAGCCAAUUCAGGACAAGAUGAUGCCAAGCAUCUCGCCAUGCUGGGUCAUCAAGAGGAGCUCACUCGCAAAUUCAGCCUGGUGAGCAUGCUCGCCAUGGCUUUCUGUGUCCUCGGCACUUGGGCUGUCUUCGCUCAGAACCUAGCCGCUGCGCUGACCACCGGAGGUCCAGUAAGCAUCUUCUGGGGCCUUGUGCUCGUCACGCUCUGCAACCUCUGCGUCGCUGUUUCACUGGGCGAGCUCUGCAGCAGCAUGCCGACCGCCUUGGGCCAAGCUUACUGGGUCUACCGUCUAUGGAAUACACCCUCUGGCCGCCUCCUGUCUUAUGUUUGUGCUUCCAUUAACACCUUUGGUUGGUGGGCUCUUACGGCUUCACAGAAUGCGUUCAUGACCGAAUUUCUCCUCGGCAUGAAGGUCUUGUUCGAUAAUGAAUGGUCAGGUGCUAGCAAAGGUUGGAUUCAAUUUCUGAUCUAUACUGGCAUCACUAUUCUUUUCACUGCAUUUAACCUUGUUGCGUGUCGCAGUGAUAAGACUCUUCCAUGGUUCAACAACUUCGUUGGCGUCGGGUUUGCGGGCCUUUUCGUAACCAUCAGCAUAGCCCUCUUAGCCGCUGUUGGGACAAAACCCGAUUUGAAUUUCCAGUCACCUUCUUUUGUCUUUGGAGCAUGGAUCAACGAUUCCGGCUGGCCUGAUGGUGUCAUCUGGUUCGUAGGUCUUGUCCAGGCCGCUUACGGUCUGACGGCAUUCGACGCCGUAAUCCACAUGGUCGAGGAAAUACCCAUGCCGGGGCGCAAUGCACCCAAGGCUAUCUAUCUCUCGGUGCUCUGUGGCGCUGCUUCUGGCUUUGUGUUCAUGGUGGCCGUACUCUUUUGCAUUCAGGACAUCGAUGCCGUUCUCGACUCCCCCAUUGGUCUUCCGUUUGUGGAUGUCAUGCAGAGCGUUCUUGGGCUGACAGGAGCAGCUGUGCUGAGCGCCCUCUUCAUUUUCAACGGUUUCGGUCAAGGCAUCAGUGUUCUGACUUCAGCCUCCCGGCUAACCUGGGGCUUUGCCCGAGAUGGUGGACUUCCAUGGGGCUCAUAUUUCGCGUACGUGGACCCGGUAUGGAAAGUUCCAGCCCGCGCUCUCUGGCUCCAGUGCGUCAUCAUCUCUCUGAUUGGAGUUCUCUACCUGUUCUCCAACACUGUUCUCUCUGCUAUUCUUUCUGUCAGCACUAUAGCCCUUACCAUUUCUUACGCUAUCCCUAUUUCCGUUUUGCUUAUAGUUGGACGUGAUAAGCUUCCCCCACGAGAAUUUUCACUUGGUCGGUUCGGUACAGUAGCCAACUGGAUAUCUCUGAUCUACUGCGUCAUCACGUCCGUCUUCUUCUUUUUCCCAACUGAACCGAAUCCCCCUUCAAGCGACAUGAACUACGCCAUCGCCGUGUUUGGAAUUAUGGUCAUCUUUUCGAUUGGAUUUUGGUUUGUCAAGGGCCGCGUCACGUUCUUGAAGACCCUAGAAUCGGCGCACCUCGCUACCGAAGCACGAAACUUGGAGAUAGAAACAUAUGAAGGGAUUGAUGGUGGAACAAAGGGACCUGUUAAGGACCUAUCAAAAGAUUCUAAGAUGUAA